Molecule: messenger RNA, 1729 nt
Organism: Drosophila subobscura
Lineage: Eukaryota; Metazoa; Arthropoda; Insecta; Diptera; Drosophilidae
Exons: 2
Coding region: 396-1484 (362 amino acids)
Source: RefSeq, a predicted model, not a curated record
AUUGUGUUACCUGAGGGGAGGGGAGCUUGCCUUGCGUAUAGUUUUUAUCUGAAUUAAACAAAUAAGCUAUAAAAUACAGUUAUUUGAUCCUGCUGAUUUGGCUUUGGACUCGAAACCGUGCUAAGGCCAGUGCUAAGGCCCUCCGUGCAGCGAACACACCUGGAUGCGACGAAAUAAACAAGCGAAGACACAACACAACAAAUUUUUGUGCGUUUGCAGCUGCCACAACUGUUUUGGAGUAACCAAAAUAAAUUGCCCAGAGCUGGUGCUCUAGUGCAGUGUGCGCGCACACCAAUUUGAGACGCAAACGCUCUGCUUUUAGGGAGCAGGGAGCGAAUCCCAUUGUUCUGCCUCGGCGACUAGUGACAUCGUUUUGCCCGGCAGCUGUGCUAAAAAUGGAGUGGACCAGGGAGAAGACACUGCAGCUCAUCGUCGAGUACCGGUGUCGUCGUGGCCUGUGGGACAUGACAUGUGACGAAUAUCGCAAGAAAGAAGUCAAGCAGAAGCUCUUGAACGAGGUCGGGCAGGCGCUUGGCGGGAACAUACCCACGAACGAGCUGGAGAAAAAGUUUCACACGCUGCGCACUCAAUACCACAGAGAAAUAAAUCGCAUGAAACGGAAGGAGCCGUACAACUCAAAGUGGUUUGGCUUCAAGAAUCUCGCGUUUCUCAGCUCGCCCUACGCCUGUCGCUCCACGAAGGGCCGCGUGAAGAUCGAAAUGCAGUCGGACGAGCGCAGCAGUCGGUCCAACGCGCUGGAGAAGCUCAUCGAGGAGACGACCAAGGAUGUCGACGAGGACCUCAUCGAUGAGUCGGAGCAGGAGGACAUGGAGGUCAAGCCGAAGCUGAGCAAAGAGAUAAACGUGCGCUAUGUCAGCCAUGUCCUGCACGAUGAAGAGCACGAAACGAUCGAGAGUCAUCAUCAGCAGUCGCUAAUGGAUAUACACGGGGAGCCUGUGGAAGCGGUCAGCUUUCAGGCCAAUGAGAAUGGAGAGCUCCACUACCAGUCGACUCCAGCGACGAACACUGCCAUAUCCAGUAACGCGGUGCACGUGCUCUCCGGUCGCAUCAUAAAGAUACCCAAGCGAGACGCCAACGCGGACACAGAUGGCGGCUACUACGACGAGCACCACCUGCACCCGCCGCCAGUCAAGCGCCUCUACUACGACACCAGCAACACUUCACACAACGCCACUAUAUUGGAAUCCACGCAAAAUGGCACGCCCGUGGUCAACAUACGCCUGCCGAAGGUCAACAAUGCAGGCAAUGCGCCCCUCCUGUCCAGCAAGGCGGGCACCUCGUCCCUCACCAGCCCAGCCUCACCGACGGUCGUGAACAUGCCGCCGCGCGACGAGUUCUCAACGUACGGCGAGUACGUGGCCAAUGAGUUGCGUGCCAUCACCAACCGGGAGAACCUCAUCGCACUCAAACACAAGAUCAACACGGUCAUAUUCGAGACAAACAUGGCCGAGUUUCAGAAAUAAUUCACACGAGAGCACAUCCCUUAGCUGCACUUUGACAAACUAAUUAUCUUACCUAGAGCUAGUGAGCUUUUAACUACAAUUUUAGACCUAUAUUUAAAUUAAAAGAUUGCAAUUGUCGUGUUCCCCCUCCGUCUACGCGUAGCCCUAUUUCAAUUUUACAUUUGAAUUUGUACAUUUAACACACACAGACAAAUAUGUAACAGUUUAAAUACAUAAGCCAAAUAUAUAAUUUAGUGGAAUAUUAA